AUACCCUCUCAUUGAUCAAAAUGAUAUCACCAGAGCCCUUCUAAACUUAAUCACACCAACCCAACUUCCUGAUGAAUUAACAAGCAACUUACCUUUCGAAACUGUUUGUCAAAUCACUUCAACCCAACUCGGUUUGAAUAUCAAUCUUGUCCUCAAUCUUGCGCUCUCCCACAGUACUCAUCUCAAAAAAUUGGUAGAAUUGGCAAGUUCAAGAAAAGCUCAUUUGAUCAUCAUGGAAUGCGGAACCCAGAAUAAUAAUAAUCUCGGUUAUGAUAUUGAGCGAGUGCCAAAGAUUAGAGUUGAUAAAAAUUCACUUGAUGUCCAGAAAAUUGUGUCUGAAAUGUUCAUUUUACUGGAGAAAAAGGAUAAAGAUGAUGCAAGGGAGACUGAGAGCCUGGAAAAAAGCAACAUCAGACAACCGACAAAUGAUCACUUGCAUGUGUUGAACUUUUAUGAGCAGCAGAAAAACAUUGAAUUUGAAUGCAGAAGAUGCUCAAGACCCUGUGAUGGCACUUUCUAUAAAUGCGAAGAUUGCAAAUGCGAAGAUUGCGAUGAAUUUACCCUUCACAAAGUUUGUGCAGAGUCUGCUUCAAAAGAAAAUGUUAAUCAAACAAGAAUUGAAGACACAAGGGCUUGAUAAUUUGAAUGAUGAGAGAUUAAGGAAUAUUUUAAGGAAAUUUGAUGAGGAUAAGGAUAAGAUUGUCAGCCAGGCUGAGUUAAGGAAAACUCGUCAUUACAUGUACGUGCGUAAAUGGUAAGCUACUCGGACAAUUGCUUCAGCCAUGUUGAAAGAUAAAAUUGAUUUUUGGCAAAAUGCGUAAAUUUAACCUUAAAUUUUGACCGAUUAUCCUUGUAGUUCCUGAAUUUUACUACGAUUCUAAUCAAUUUUGACCUAACAUUUCACAUUUCAAUAAUAGCUAUGUCAUUGGCUAAAAUAAAUUAUCUUUGUAGAUGUUCGAUAAUGAUACUACACUUUUACAUUUCAUCUUAGAAAGAGACGUGAUUAUUGUUGAAAUGUGAAAAUACAGGAUCUAUAAAGGUCAUGGGGCACAAGGAUAAUCGUCAAAAUUACAUGGUCAAAUUUAUACGUUACGCCAUUGAUUUUUUUCAUUUAAAAGAAUAAACUAAAACAUGUUUUCUUU
Jatropha curcas is the source of this 1142-nucleotide messenger RNA. NCBI's taxonomy places the organism in Eukaryota, Viridiplantae, Streptophyta, Magnoliopsida, Malpighiales, Euphorbiaceae. The record is from RefSeq and is a predicted model, not a curated record.